UUAAUAACGGAAAAUCUCAAGUAUAGAGGUAGAGGUUGAUCAUUUAUGAAUCUAUAGGGAUGAAAAUGUAGUUUACCAAACAAAUCCGAAAUCAAUAAGGAACGCGCUAAAAUAAAAUGACCGUUAUAAGUCGGUCAAAAGAAACAAUCCUCUAUGCAUUCGGACUCCUUCAAGAUAAAUGUAAGACAACAAGCCUUAAUUUUUCACUCUUCACUUCCUUGACAAAAACAUCAAUUCUCAGAUCUUGAAACGUGAGUGAAUAAAGAAGAAUGGCUGCUUCUGGUGCUGCCGCCCAGAUCACUGCGGUGUGGAGACAGAAUUUUCAGCGAGAGAUUUUCAGACUGGACGCUGCCCUGUUCAGAUUUCCAGUUGUCUCUUUUGAUACAGAGUUUCCUGGUUUCUUUCGAAACACUCCGAUAGACGCCACUGACUUGACUCGUUACGAGGAUUUGAGGCAUAAUGUUGAUCCAUUAAGGUUAAUCCAAUUUGGUAUCACCGUUGCAGAUGCAAGUGGCAAAAUCGGGGGCACUUGGGAGUUCAAUUUGCGGUUUGAUCUGUCGAAGGAUUUGUUUGUCUCUCAGUCUAUACAAUUCUUGCAAGACAAUGGCAUCGAUUUUGACAAGCUAAGAAGAGCUGGGAUUGAUUUCGACAUGUUCUCACAGUUGUUGUCACGUGUAGUUGCUAAGCAUCGAAACCUUUGUUGGGUUACCUUCCAUGGCUUGUAUGAUCUGUCGCACACAUUGAGGACAGUGACAAACAGGCCAUUGCCCCAUUCUGUGCCUGGUUUUACGUCCCUACUUGGUAUUGUGUUCGGUCAUGUGGUGGAUAUCAAAUACAUGGCUCGCUUUUGCCAGGGAUUACGUGGUGGUGAGUUAGGCUUGACAGCCAUUGCUAAAAUCUUGAACGUGGAAAGAGUUGGUGGGGCACAUCAAGCAGGGUCUGAUUCUUUGUUGACGGCUCGUGUGUACACAAAGAUGAAGAUGGUAUAUAAAAUUGAUGAGACUCUUUGCAUGGGGUGUUUGUAUGGCAUCUCAUCUAGAAUUUGCAAGCCGAUUGUUGUGCCUAAUACCAAUGGGCGCUGCUUUAUUCCGUACUUCAGCCCUCCAGCACCGUUCCAGCGUUGCAUUCCUCCCCAUUGCUGUGGUUUCAUGCAAGCUGCUCCAACUUUUAGUCAUGUCUUGUAG
Populus euphratica (Euphrates poplar) is the source of this 1184-nucleotide messenger RNA. Its product is annotated as putative CCR4-associated factor 1 homolog 8. Gene Ontology annotation, cellular component: CCR4-NOT complex. NCBI's taxonomy places the organism in Eukaryota, Viridiplantae, Streptophyta, Magnoliopsida, Malpighiales, Salicaceae. Bases 270 to 1184 code for a protein of 304 amino acids. Gene Ontology annotation, molecular function: nucleic acid binding; poly(A)-specific ribonuclease activity. The record is from RefSeq and is a predicted model, not a curated record. The transcript has a single exon.